AUGUCUGAAUCACAAUUGAAGAAAGUUCUCAAGGAAAAUGAAGGUUUGAAGUCACAACUCGAGAGAUCUUCUCAAAUUCUUAGAGUAUCAGAAGCCUGUAAUACUUUGCAAGACUUUUGUUUAAAGACUGCUGAUCCAUUUGUUCCAGGAUGGCAAGGUGAAAACGAAUGGACAAAGCCACUCAAAGGAAGCGGAUGCUCUGUUUUAUAA
This is a messenger RNA of Heterostelium album PN500, 210 nucleotides long. It is a transcript of the gene gpgA, whose product is annotated as G-protein subunit gamma. NCBI's taxonomy places the organism in Eukaryota, Evosea, Eumycetozoa, Acytosteliales, Acytosteliaceae. The transcript has 2 exons. The record is from RefSeq and is a predicted model, not a curated record. Gene Ontology annotation, biological process: G protein-coupled receptor signaling pathway. Bases 1 to 210 code for a protein of 69 amino acids.